Molecule: messenger RNA, 4334 nt
Organism: Mytilus californianus (California mussel)
Lineage: Eukaryota; Metazoa; Mollusca; Bivalvia; Mytilida; Mytilidae
Exons: 7
Coding region: 252-4160 (1302 amino acids)
Biological process (GO): G protein-coupled receptor signaling pathway
Cellular component (GO): membrane
Molecular function (GO): adenylate cyclase inhibiting G protein-coupled glutamate receptor activity
Source: RefSeq, a predicted model, not a curated record
UUUUGUCACUUUAUAUUAAAUAAUUUUAAAUAUUCCACACGGAUCUCUAACGGUGAUAGUUCAAUCAAAUCUUAAUUAUAAACUGGCGUAUCAAUUACAUUACUUCAAUUGAUAAAGAUUAUGAUAUAUACACGAUUAUGGCAGGAUUAGGAGAUGACCACUCUGUGCUGAUACUGUAAACUCAUAAUCUACCUGGCUCGAUCACUGUCGAAAGUGUUUUUUAUUUCGUCAAGUUAUGAACAAGCGGAGAUAUGAUUUCGUGUGUGGUUAUACUAGUGUUGUUUAGUACUUUCAUUCAGUCGUGUUCGAGUUACGAGCAAUGCUUUGCAAAACCUCUACAGAAGAAUCCGGAUGCUGAGGCUAGGUUUUCAGUUAUUUUAAGUUUGAGACAAACAUCCGGGGAUGAAGAAUGUCAGGACAUUGCUACCUCUGCGAUAAUGACUGUUGUUGCAAUAGAUUGGGCAGUAUCUAGAUUAAAUAAUGUGACAUUGGUACCAGGAGUUAAAUUUGGAUAUGACUUAUACGAUGACUGUGGUAUUGAACGGUACAGCAUGUAUAGUGUUCUAGAUGCCAUGGAUUACUAUUUCCCGCCAGAUCUGAGAUCAUGCACAGGCAAUAGUUCAACAUAUUAUCUAGGUAUACUUGGUCCCUCACGCAGUCAGAAUACGCAAAAAGUUUUAGAAAUGGUAGAAAAUAUGGACAUUCCUGUAGUAAGUCCAACAUCAACGUCUCCUGAUUUACGCAACAGUCCUAACUUUUUCCGAACGGUUCCUUCGGAUGAUGAUCAAGUUCGCGUGUUUGUUGACUUGAUGGAACAGCACAACUGGAACUAUGUAGUUGCAAUGCACACGGACGAUAAUUACGGUCGAUAUGGAGUAACAAAAAUUGUUCACCUCGCAAAAAUUCGCAAUAUUUGUGUAAAUGUCAUUCCUGGAUUUAAAACUACAGAAACAUUUGAUGACACAUCAUUCAGAGACAGCAUACUUCAGAAAUUAUUGAAACACGUUGAAAACACAACAGAUGAAACAUUAGGUGUACUGUUUUUUGGUCAACGAAACGUUAUUCAGCAGCUUCUAAGUAAAAUGCAGCUAACAGCCAACAUUAAAGCAAAAUUAAAGAAUAUAAAAUGGAUAAUGUCUGAAUCAAUAGGUACUCGUGUCAGUGUAUUAUCUGGAGCACCGGAUGUUACAAACGAGGCUAUGACCAUUUCUAUGACAACCUUAGAUAUUCCAGAAGUUCUUGAACAUGCAAAUAAAAUUCGUUCAUCUGCAUCAACGUCGGAUGAUAUUUCUUCGCUCAUAAAGAAUUUUGGAGUUAUUUCCGGUGAUGAUUGGAAAGACUAUGUUGUAUCUAUUUUAGAUAGUGUUUUUGCUGUAACCACUUCUUUGAAAACAGCAUUCGACACAAGAUGCACCGGCUAUAAAGUUAUCUGUGAAGGAUUUGAAGAUUAUUACAAUUCCAAAAAGUUAGAAACGAUGAAUAACACAAAAGUGAACUACACUGAUUUAGGUCCAGAUAUUUCUCCAACUGAAUUUAUCAACAAGCGCAGAGUUGUUACAUUUAAUGGCUUUGGUGACCUGGUUCCCGAUUCAAAUACCCCACUUUACGACAUCAACAUGUACACAAAACCACAACUGCUGAGGGUAGGUUCAUAUGUUAAUAGUUCUCUCAGCAUUAAUUCUGAGUUUCCAAAUGGGUUUUCUUCUUCGAAAUGUCAAAAAGGAUGUGAAUUGUGUGUAGAGACUCCAAACAUAGCCUACGAAUUUAUUGAAGGCGAUGUCUAUAUUUUGGGAUUCUUUUCCCUACACAGAUUAUCGGACGAUCCUUUUGGUUGCGGCGAAUUUAGAAAUUUGACAUUUGACGUUCUGUCAGUUGAAGCCUUUUUAAAUAGCAUUAAAGAAUCUCAGUCGGAAACUAAUAUAAAAUUUGGAGGAAUAGCUUUUGAUGAUUGUUACAGCUCAAGCAGGGCUUCGAUGAUUAUUAGUGACUUGUAUACUGGUAAGCUAAAAAUACCAUCUGAAACAAACCCGAUAGAUCCAGAAAAAAUUGUUGGCGUUGUGGGUCCUUUUCCGAGCGGCGUCACUGUUCCUGUCACUUUUCUGUUUUCUAGUAUUGCUCUUCCAUCAAUUUCAUAUGCAUCGACGUCACCAGAUCUCGACGACAAAGAAAUAAAUUUUCCGUACUUUUUCCGAACAGUUCCGAGUGAUGUAGAUCAAGCACAUGCAAUGGUAGAGGUUCUUAAUGCUAUGGGUUGGCAAUCAGUUGGUCUAGUCUAUGUAAAUAGCAAUUAUGGAAGCAAAGGAAAAGAUGCCUUUAAACGUGUGGCAAAUGCCUCUGGUAUUUGUAUAGUAGGAGAAAUAAAAGUGCAACAAGAAGAUAGUGCACAGUGGAAUUUUGAAGUUCAGAAAAGUCUGGAAUCCAUUAUGAAUCAAGGAACGAAUCUGUUCAUAUAUUUUGGAACAGAAGGGCGAAUGGUUGAUAUUUUGUCCCAUAUCAAAGACAUCGACAAAACAGGUGCGAAUCAAAAUAAAUAUAUUUUUAUUGGAAGCGACGAUUGGGCUGACAGUAGAAAUAUAAAGAACAUGUUUGGAGAAAUGAUCGAAGGUUCGAUGUCCUUCAAGAUAAAAACGAGAACAACAAAUACCAACUUUGUUGAAAAUUUAAUUAAGAAGACUUCGUCCUUAGAGACAGCCAGUUACUGGUAUAAGAAAUUUUUUCGAAACUAUUUUCAAUGUUAUUUCGAAGACGAUUUCGUUAAAACAUUUCCCAAACCAUGUUCUGACAAUAUCACAAUAACAGAUACAAAUGGCAUAAUGGCGGAUGGAAGAGUUUCGCAUUGCAUAUUAGCUGUUAAAGCAUUGACUAAAGGUAUAGCUAAAGCCAAAACAGAGUUAUGCCAAGGAGAGACAGAAUUUCCGUGUGCAAACUAUAACAGAUAUAUCGACCAUGUUCGGGAUAAAAUAGCAGAAGUUAACAUAUUGGACGAAAACCAGAUAUCUUUUAAUGUCUUCGACAAAAACAGGAAUGGCGAUGUUGGUUUCCAGAUUCUUCAAAUAAGAAAAGAUGGAGACGACUUUGUAUAUGCAGAGGUUGGUUCCUAUGACAACGACAAUUUGAUGAUUAAAUCCGAAAAUGUAAGAACUGUUGUAGCAAACACACUGUCAGUUGCCGAAUGUGAAGCAAAUCAAGGUCUUGCAAUAUCAGAUCUAUCAUCUUCGUCACCAGAACAGGAAGACUUCCGAUUGGCGGACAUUGUAGUGAUAGCUCUACUCGGAUCUCUUUGUGUUGUUCUGAUAAUUGUAAUUUUUGCUGUCAUCUAUUGUUUUUGGAGGAAAUCAGCGGGUCUCCACAAAAUGCUGGAAGAAACAAAAGCCAGAAUUACAUACUACAACCAGAUAGGAACGCCUAAAAAACAGAAGCAAAAACAUUCUGGAAAGAAAAAUGGAGAUAUUGGUAGUUUUGACAACCCUGUAUUUCCAAAUGGCGGUCUCGUCCCUGUAGAACCGCCCGGUCAACACUAUCUUCCAUUACAUGAAUCUGGACAAGUUCGUAGUGCUCAUAGAUAUGACGGUAACCGCCUUGAUUUGUUGAAUCAGACGACUCCGAAACAAUCAGUAUCUACCAGUAAUCAGUCACUUCUUGAAACAACUCGUCCAGAUUUACCUCCAAGAAAUGUCCCCGAACAAAGAAUAGUAUCCAAAUCGGAAAGUGACAUUCACAAUUCAUAUCCUGUUAUUAAACCAAAAAUGGGAAAUUACUUUGCAUUAAGCAAUCAACCACGCAUGGGAACUGCGAUGAAUACGACACCAACUGAUUCUCUCCACUCGCAGGGAAGUGUAUUUGGUUUCCCUCGCCAUCAAGUUACUACAACCCCAGACGAAGAAAAUCCGGAAAACAUACUCCUACAAACCGAAAACCACAUUCCUCCGUCCAAAAGCCUACCUUCCUCACCUCGAUCGCCAUAUGAAAAACAUAAAAUAUCACAAACAGUCCAAGAAAAUCGAACUCGGUCUCAAUCGUCACCUCUAUCUCAUAACAAUUCAAUUCAUUCCCAAUUUUCUGGUGAAACCCUACAUAUGACCGGAAACUUAUCUCCACAGCGACGAAAAAGACUGAAAAGUUUCUCAUCAGAAGAACCACAGAAAAUAUCACGUGUUUAACAUUCUCAUACCACAUGACUUGAUAUUACUAGUAAUCGGCAUUUACAUUCCAGAUCUGACAGUUAACCCUGAGAAUAUUUUGUUUAUUUUAUACAUUAGAAUAUUUUACAAUAUGUUACUAUUAUUAUUAUUAUUAUUAUUAAUAUAAAAAUAUAUCAUGGAAAAAGAAUUUCA